This is a messenger RNA of Biomphalaria glabrata, 6946 nucleotides long. RefSeq names its product zinc finger protein 665-like. The transcript has 2 exons. Bases 311 to 2956 code for a protein of 881 amino acids. Gene Ontology annotation, molecular function: DNA-binding transcription repressor activity, RNA polymerase II-specific. NCBI's taxonomy places the organism in Eukaryota, Metazoa, Mollusca, Gastropoda, Planorbidae. The record is from RefSeq and is a predicted model, not a curated record. Gene Ontology annotation, biological process: negative regulation of transcription by RNA polymerase II.
CGUAUUUUUAAAAUUUUGUUAUGUAUCUCUAUAAAGUAUUAGUUAUUUUACUACAAGAAACAGUCUAAGAAAAAAAGGAUAAUGGAGCAGUGAUAGGGUAAACUUGCCGGCCUAGAGUUUGAUACUUGUACGACAAUGAAAUGCCAACUAUGAAAAGAAAAAAAGAAAACUUAAUAUUAAAAGUCAUCAUCAGAAUUGUUCUGAUAAAAAAUAGAUUUAAAUUAAAAGUUUGAUUACAUCUUUAUUUCUUUAAGGAAUAUGAGACAUUAAUCCAGCAAUCGAUUACAAGAUUUCAUAAUCAUUAAUCACAAUGGAUGAUUAUAAUCUAAAACAGAGCCUGUACAAGCCAGAUACACCAGCUUUGACAAUGUCUGCUAUGCCUGUAUUUGCUUCGCAUCCCGCUAUGUCCAGCUCUGCGCACUUUCAAAAUUCAUCCAUGCCCAGUGCUUAUAACAUCAGCAUUGGGGGCAUGUAUCAUCAACAUCAUGAGCAGCAGCAUCAACACGAUGUGAAGCAUCUCUCGCACCAGCAAGAGUCAGAAAGUAGGGCUUUAAAUCACAACUUUGUGAAACCUCACAUAAGUUAUACCUUUGAGCCGUCUUGUCCACCUUUUUUCAACUCAGAGCAAACAGUACAUAAGUCAAAUUUUGAAGACAUGUUAAGCCCACCCCCUGCGUUCAAUUUGGACCCAAAUUCUCAAAUGUUUUCUAAACUUCCAUAUCACCCAUCUCUUGCUUUGAACAGCCAAUAUUCUCAGGAGGCAAGGAGUAGUUACAUGUAUAGUCUUAACAAAUCAGAGACUCAUGAACCUCAAUUAGGGGAUCGUGAAGUCUUACCAUUACCACAGAAAGUCAUCACGACUGUAGAAUCAAUUACUUCUGACAUGCAAGUUGGAUUCUUGACUCAGAGUGAUAUGAACAAUUGCAAUACAAUAGUGUCAGACAGUAAUAUGCCGAUUGUGCAGCACCAAACAUAUCCUCUGCUCAAAGAAUUCACAUCAACAUCAAAUGUUAGCCUAAACAUUUACAAAUGUGGCUUCUGUCAUCAUUGUGUGUCUGAUAAUGACACACUCAAGGACCACCUUAAAAAACAUAGAGACCUCAUGCCUUAUUGUUGCGGAUUAUGUAGUGCUUCAUUUUACGAAGGGGAUGAACUAAUAGCCCAUGUUAGCAACACUCAUCAGGCUAAGGCCCCAUAUGCUUGUGGACUUUGCCCUUUGACCUUUUAUAAAAAUGAAGAGCUUUUAAAGCACACCGAGAGUCAUAAGGAGGUCCUAAAAAAUUCAGUGACUGUGGGGAUUAGAGAUCAUACUGAAAGGAAUUCUCAACCACCUUUCGUUGGCUCAAAAGAUGAUGAAACAGUCAAAGAUGAAGACGAUGAUGUUGAGGAUGAUGACGAAAAUGAAAAUAAUGAAGAAAUACUAGAUACUUCUGAAUUGAGAAAUGAUUCUGGUGCCAACACCAUAGUCAUAAGUAAAGAUACCAACUUUAGUCUGCGAAAAGGCCCGUCAAAAAUUGUAAUGGACGAUGUGGACCUGAACAAAGAUUGCACCGUCAUUGUCGAACCUUCCACGGCUGGAGGAGUUAGGAAGAAGCACCUUUUCAAAUGUAAUUACUGCGACAAAAUUUUCAAGGACAAAGGUUCACUUGUAAGUCAUGUUAGGACCCAUACAAAAGGAAGGCCCUAUGAAUGUUCUACAUGUCAUGCUAGGUUCAAACAGUAUGCCCAUCUUAGUGAUCACGUCGUCACUAAACAUACCAAAGAGCGUCCGUUUGUAUGUGAUCGAUGUGCUAAAACGUUUAGUCGAAAGUCUCACCUGCAAGACCACAUCAGGCUCAGACAUACAGAAGACAAAUUGUACCAUUGUUCCGAAUGCUCUGCCACAUUUGAGAAGCGGGCAGACUUCUCGGAUCACCGGCGUACGCACAGUAAACCACCUAAAUAUCAGUGUAGCAUGUGCCCUCGACAGUUCCGCAACAUUACAGACUAUGAGAGACACACAAGGAGUCACACGAAAGAAAAACGGUUUGAAUGUGAGGUGUGCCAUCUUACAUUUGGCUUGUUAGCCAAUGCUAAGAAGCAUAUGAUCAAACACAGUGAGGACAGACCAUUUAAGUGUGAAACAUGUCCAAAGGCUUAUCACUUUGAGCAUGAUUACAAGCGACAUAUAUUGACACAUCUGCAUAAGAAACCCUUUCCUUGCUCAGAUUGUUAUAAAUCAUUUAAAAAUGAAGCCUUAUUAAAGAAACAUGCAAAGGAGGCCCACUUGAAACUUGAUGAGAAUGCUGAAGCUAAGCCAUUCAAAUGUACGACUUGUCGAAAAAGGUUCAGAAUACAGUGGGACCUUGACCGUCAUAAAAAAAUUCAUGCCAAGAAAAAACCAUUUCCUUGUUUGUAUUGCUUUAAAACCUACGGCAGUGAAGCUAUGCUGACCAAACACGCCAAAGUCCACGAGGGCCAGAAUCUUCCUCUUUACGACCAUUCCAAAGACAUUAUUGAAACUUCCGAUGAUGAAAACAUGCCUUCCAAAAAGAAAACAAAAAAACCGGAAGACUCAAAUGAUGACAAGUCUGAAAUUGAUGAAAGGCUUGACAUGAAAGAUUUGUCAAAACAAAUAGUUACUAUUUCAAAGCGGCGCGGUCGUCCGCCUAAACAAAAAAAAGAAUCAGAUUCAGGUAGUAAAAAAGUCCCUAGUAUAAAAAUAACUUUUAAAAACAAGAAUCCUCAGUCUGCCAAGUUUCAGUGUCCUGACUGCCAGAAGAUAUUUCUGACAUCUGCAAGGCUUAAAACCCAUUCUAAAGUUCACAUCAAAAAGUGUUCAAAAAAUAAAAGGAUUAUAGAGGAUGGCAUAUAUGGUGUUAAAAAAGAAAAUUUUAACAAUGAUAGAAAAAUGUCUAUGUUAGAUGAAGAGAGUACACUUGACCAUACAGAUGCUGAUGAGACUUCAACUUCCUAACAUUUAGCUUUCAGCUAAUGUAAUGAAUAUCUGCAAAGUUGAUUUAUCAUAUUUAUUUCUAACAUUUGUAUAUACAUAAUGUGAAACCAAAAGAAAACAACACAUUUCAAAUUUUAGCAAGUUACUGAGUAUAAAAGUACAAGAUAAAUGAUAAUCUUAAUUCAUCACACAUUUCCAAAGUAAAUUUUACUUGUCUAUAUAAAGAACUAGACCAGUGUAAUGAAAACCUUGGCAAGUGUAAAUGGAAACCUUUGCCAUUGUAAGGGAAAGCUUGUUACUAUGUAGUCUCCUCAAGCUUUCUCUUUUAGCAUAUUUUGUGCAUUUUAAAAAUAUAGUUAUAGACAUUGUGAUGUUUCAGUCUAAAAUCAAACAUACAUUGAACCCAUGAGUGUUCCAUGCCGUUUUUCAAGUCAUGAAAGCCUGUUACUCUAGUUGACUAGGGCUUAACACUUACCAUAUUGGGUUACCUUGUUCAAGAGGUAGAUUUGUCUGCAUUCCUUGUGUUAGAAGCAUGAAGAAUUCUUCCUAUUAAAAUCUUUUUUUUACCUAUUCCAGAACUUUAUGUUGGCUAAAAUUCUCACCUCAGUUUUGGAAUAUAUAACUUAAUGUAGAAGUUGGUCUAAAAAUGUUGGCUGAGUAUCAACAUAAAGCAAUGCCACAACAAAUCUUGACCACUAAAGUGAAGAAGUAUCAACCUGGAUCAUAAUAUAUUUGAUUAUAUAGAAUCUAUUUGUCAUGAUGGCCCAUGAAAGGAUUUUCUGUAUGGGAAAUGACAUUUUUAAAUGUGUUUUCUUGAAACUAUUUAAAUUUUCUUUGCACUGGUGAAACAAAUCUAAACUUGAGCAAUCAAAAUAAAGUUUAUGCAAGAAGGUUAUGUAGUAGGUCUACAGAAAAAGAAAGUUCCUUUGUAUUGGACCUGUAUUAAAGAUCUACAUUUCAUAAUAAUAAUAAUAAGGCUUGUCUUCGAGUCCAAAGAUUAAUGAGGAAUGCAGUAUUUCCUGUGGCUACGCAGCCCCAGUUGGGACCUACAUAUUUUGCCACAUCCAGGGCAAGCAUAACAAUUGUCUGCCGGUGGCCGAUUAAGAUUUUCUUUUUGCGGUCUGCGUCAGUCCUCGGAUGCAGAUUUUCUUUUGUAUCCAGCUGCCUUUGUGAGUAACCUCCAGCUGUCUCAUUCUGAGGCCGCAUUCAACCAGGUGCUCUCUUCUAUGUAAACUAAGGCAGCAGAUCUACAUUUAAGCACAUGUAAAAGGGAAUUAACAUGCAGCAUUGUUACAAUACAAAUGAGUGGAAAAGUGCAUCAAAAUAUUUUAAAAUUCUGAACAAGUUUCAUCUCAUAGACUUUUGUGUAAGGAAACGCUACUUCUCUAUCCUCAUAUUUUAUAAAAGUUCAUAUUCUACUUCUUAAGUUACAGCACAAAUGAAAUGGAGACUUUAUUAAAGACUAUGAUAUUAGUAAACAUAAGAAAUCUAUUUCUCUAGCUUUCUUAUCUCAUUCUUCUUAUGUCAAUGAAAUCACCAACUUUCAGCUUUCCAUUGGUUUUUGUUGUUAUUGAAAGUGGUUCAUUAUGUUUUGUUUCUGUAAUGGGCAUUUUUGUUGUUAGAAGGUAUAUUGAUGCACACAGAUAUUGGGAAUUUUCAUGGCGGAAACCCUAUAAAAAGCAAGUUUAUUGGUGUAUCUGGUGUACUAAAGUAAGUGUUGAUAAGCUAGGUGAUUUUUAAAAGCUACACCAUGGAUCCCUUUUAUUUGUAACUUUCUAGUUGACAAUUUUUAUGGUUAAUUUAGUGGCCUUUGACAUUAUUUUAUCAUGAAAACCACUAAUAUACCUCUUCCAAUGUACACUGUUUAACUUACGACUUGCUUUCAUUAGUGGCCAGUUUUUUUUUAUUGUAGUUUUAUCUGUGGAAUACAUACCUGAGCAGGUCUCGGAUGUCAUUUCUGAACACUACAGAAAUGGCUAGUUUGUUGAUUAUUUGGAGUUGUUUCAAGAUUUUUCAAACAAUCCCAUUUUUAUACUCAUUUUAUUUCUACCCAGUUUUGCAAUGUUCUCAGUUUCUAUUAUGUCUUCCAAUGUAUUGAAAUAAUUUUAUAUUUUUGUCUUUGUUGAUUUGAUAUUAAAAAUAUAUAUGACACACAUGCUGGCAAGAAACUUUUUCAUACUCAUCUGGAAUUAUUGCUAUCAACCUAGUGAAAUUAUCAAUUAAGGUCUGUAUGAAGUGGUAAUGAGCUUUUGGUCUAAACUACCCACAGGUUGUUACAUUGCAGGUCAGUGUUGAGGCCUUCUAUAACGGUUGGACUAUAGUAAAUAUAGUUACAUUUUUAUAGUUAUAUAUAGUUUCUUGGAGUGGUAAAAAAAAAUAUUUUUUUAAAAAUGUCCAAACCACUGCCACAGAAAAAGUUAAAGACUUGAAAGACCAUAAGAAAAUUUAAAUAUGGAUUGUACAUUUUACCAAAUUGUUCAUUGAAUAUAUUACAGGAUUUGAAAUUUGUUGAUAAGAGUAUAACUCAUGUUAGUUUGAAUAUGUUUAAUAGCUAUAUAUUAUUUGUUUCAUGUCCUGAUAACUCUUCAUGGCAAUUGUAAGAUUAAAAAUACUGUGUCAACAAUUGUAUUGGCUCUAAUAUUUUAAACAUCAAAUAAAAAAUGGCAGCUUCAUUAACAGUUGAAUGAACUCAUUCAAGUAACCUCUCAGUAAUGUGUUGCUUUUAGCAUCAAUUGUUUUAAGGCUUUCAUUUAUCCUCUACUCCUUGACAUUUUUUUUUUUGUUUCAAAUUAAAGUAAUAUAUUUCCAAUUCAAAAAUUGAACGAAACAAAUAAUAAAGAUAGCCUUUUGAAUGAAAUUAUUUAUUUGUUUAAAACAUCUUUCACAACUAUUUACAUACGUAGCUACAUACAGUUGACAUGCAUGUUAAUAUGUACACGUGACAUAACACAGAAAUAUGUGUCAUUGCACUCAUCACAUUGACAUAUGCAAACAAAAAAGAAAAUGACUUCAACAAAAGGCGUCUGCCCACAAAAUAAAUAACUUGUACUUCUGCUCACAUUAAGUCAAUGCAAAAGUUGGCAUUGUUUCCAAACUACAACGGUUGGUGGAUGAUAUUUAUAUCAUUAGAGCUGUACAUGUCCAUACAGAACAAGGAUACAUUUAUACAAUUAUUAUACACAGAUAUGAAUCAGCAAAUGAAGCCACAGAAAGUUGAUGCAUUAGAUAUAUACACAUUCACCCUUCAUCAAACAGUUCCAUUCAAAUAUCAUUCAUUAAAUAUAACCUAUAUACAAGUGAAAGAGAACAUAUCAACCCCAUGGCCUCAAGUUUUGAUGAUAGCACAAAGUCGAUUCAUACGAAAUAUACAAGUAUUUACUUCAACAGGUUCAUUAUCUGUACACUUAGUUGCAUACAUGGAAAACAAUGUGAAUGUAUAACUCAAUCUGUUAGGCCCAGAAGAAAAAAAACGCAACGAAGCCACUUGGCUUAUUAUCUGUAAUUCUUUGUUUGACAUGAAGCCAACACAAACAAAGCGUUGCUUACAACCCUAAACCACAAAUUAUUUUCAUGUGUGAGAAUCAAUACUGAUGACAUGUAAAAUUACAACACUGUUCAGAAAAAGAAUAAAAACAAAACUUCCAUACAAAAACACAGAUAUUCAAAGAGAUAUGGGAAGCUUCUCUGCAUGUAAAGGAAAUUAAUUCUAAUCCUUAGAAAUAGCUAAAAUGCUAGGAGGCUUAAAUUCACUAACAAAAGUUCUUGUCCUGCCAAGGGGGAUAAACACAUACUAAUCUCUUCAUAAAAAAAAAAAAAGACACAAGGUGUUUUAAGAGUUAUCUUUCAUUCUGUAGUUAUAUUACCUAGAGUAAGUGCACAUUAUACAACUGUGAUAUAAAUUCCUUCCAAAAAGAGGAACACUGACUAUAGUGUUACAGAUACACAUACGCCCCAACAAAUCUACAAUGCUAUUUCCCUCACAAUGUGUUCACUAAGAAGUCAGGGGACCAU